Molecule: messenger RNA, 981 nt
Organism: Microtus ochrogaster (prairie vole)
Lineage: Eukaryota; Metazoa; Chordata; Mammalia; Rodentia; Cricetidae
Product: olfactory receptor 13A1-like
Source: RefSeq, a predicted model, not a curated record
AUGGCCACCAUAGGGACUCCUGUUUACCUCAAAGUGGGGGCUCGUUCUCAAAUUGCAAAGAACAACUAUACAGAUUUGGUAGACUUUGUCCUGCAGGGAGUCUCUGGGGAUCCUGGGUUUCAGGUUUUCUUCCUGGCCUUUUUCUCCAUUUUCUAUACUAUGGUUGUUACAGGAAACACCCUCAUUUUCAUGGCCAUCAGCCUGAACCCAAGUCUUCACACCCUCAUGUACUUCUUCCUUGCAAACCUGGCUCUGAUGGACAUUGCAUGCACAUCCACUGUUCUUCCCAAGCUGCUGAAGGGUCUGGUGGGGAAGGGCAGCCACAUCUCUUACAAAGGAUGCUUGACCCAGAUUUUUUUCAUAUCCUGGUUUCUGGGGGCUGAGCUAAUGCUUCUCACAGCCAUGGCCUAUGACCGCUAUGUGGCCAUCUGCCGCCCACUGCACUACAGCAUGCUGAUGAGUCGGCCCGUCUGUGUCCUGCUGGCGGGCACUGUGUGGGCCAUCAGUGCAAUCAACUCCUCUGUGAACACUGGCCUCUUGGUACGACUCCAUUUCUGUGGCCACAAUCAAAUCCGCCACUUUUUUUGUGAACUCCCAGCACUGCUACUGCUGCCUUGCAGCCCAACCACCCUCAACAACAUCAUGACUGUAUUGGCAGACGUUUUUAUUGGCGUGGUCAAUUUCCUGUUUACCAUGAUAUCCUACAGCUUCAUCAUUGCCAGCAUUCUACGCAUCCACUCUGCAGAGGGUAAGAGGCGUGCUUCCUCCACUUGCUCUGCCCACCUGAUGGUGGUCACCUUUUAUUACUCCGCUAUCAUCUAUACCUAUGUGCAGCCUGGCUCUGGAUCCUCCAUGGAAAAUGGAAAGGUGGUUUCCUUAUUGUACACAACAGUCGGUCCUAUCCUGAAUCCCCUCAUUUACUCUCUGAGGAAUAAGGACGUCAAAGUGGCCCUCGGGAAGGUGUUUCCCUGUGUCUGUUGA